Vicugna pacos (alpaca) is the source of this 7288-nucleotide messenger RNA. The record is from RefSeq and is a predicted model, not a curated record. Lineage: Eukaryota; Metazoa; Chordata; Mammalia; Artiodactyla; Camelidae.
UCCCACUAGCGCCCGGGAAACGAAACCGGCCCCGCCCGCCUGUCAGGGGCGAGAGGCCAGAUCUCGCGAGGCCUGCUCUGUCUCGCGAUCUCUGGGUUGAGCCUGCCGCUGCCUUGGCUACCAAGCUCCUCAGGUGGCGGCGUCUGCAGUCGGGCUACGGAGGCCGGGUGGCCGGGUUGCGGGGCACUGAUCACCUUCCUGCUUCCUGGCCGUUGGACUUUUCCUGCCGGCAGUGGUGUUGUUAGCAGCUUCGCCUCCCUGCUCCCGCUGAUCCGUGUGCCCCCACUGCUUCCAUUGCUUGUUACCACAGGAGCUGUGAAAGUCGAAGCUGGGUUUUAACACCCAGGCCGGUGAAACAAUCCUGUAUUAGGCACCCAGAAGGAAAGAAUUUAAGAAGCUUGUGGAAUAAUAUGGCCAGAGUAAUUUAGAAUCUGCAGGAAGUCCCUCAAGAUAAUUGGAAGAGAAGAAUUUAUAGAUCCUUCAUCAAGAGCUUCAUUUACACAGCUGUGAGAUCCAAGACGACAGUGGUGGUGAAAAGCAUGAAUAAAUAUACAUCUGCUGUAGUAUCAUCCGGUCUGCUUGAAAAGGACCCUGCCUUUCAGAUGAUUACAGUCACCAAGGAAACAGGCCUUGGUCUGAAGAUCCUAGGAGGAAUUAACCGGAAUGAAGGUCCCUUGGUAUAUAUCCAGGAAAUCAUUCCUGGAGGAGACUGUUAUAAGGAUGGACGUUUGAAACCAGGAGAUCAACUUGUCUCAAUAAACAAGGAGUCUAUGAUUGGUGUAUCAUUUGAAGAAGCGAAAAGCAUAAUUACCAGAGCCAAAUUGAGAUCAGAAUCUGCCUGGGAGAUAGCAUUCAUCAGACAAAAAUCUGACAGCAGUCAUUUAGAAAAUCCAUCGUGUACAUCCCUCUUAAAAGCUACAGGAGAAUAUGGAAGUCUUCUUUCUUCUCCCUCUGAAUUACUGGUUCCAAAGACAUCAUCCACUCCCAAAUCUACAGAUGCCAUUUUGCCUUCCUUCCAGAUAAAUCAGAUAAAAACUGGUUGUAAGAAAACAGAACAGACUCCAGUUACUUCUUCAGACAACAGCCCUACAGAUAAGUCUAACGCAGUUCUGGAGGCUGGCAGUCUAGGAUCAUGGUGCCAGCACGAUCCGAGUGACUACCUUCUUGUGGUUGCAGACUUCCCACUGUGCCCUCACGCUCUAAAUUAUCUUGGUAUUCAGCCCACGAAGGAACAGCAGCAAACCCUGAGACAGCAGGUGCAAGCAGACCCAAAGGGGACCGUGUCUUUUGGAGAUUUUGUCCAGGUUGCCAGAAACUUGUUUUGCUUGCAGUUGGAUGAAGUAAAUGUCGGCGCACGUGAAAUUUCCAACAUAUUAGAUUCACAGCUUCUUCCCUGUGGUUCCUUAGAAGCAGAUGAAAUGGAAAGGCUUAAGCGUGAAAGAAAUGAUGCCUUAGGAGAAGUGAAUACACUUAAGGAAAAGUUAUUUGAAUCAGAAAGACAAAGGAAACAGUUGGCAGAAGAACUCCAGAAUGUGAAACAAGAAGCCAAAGCUGUAGUCGAAGAAACAAGAGCCCUGCGCAGUCGGAUUCAUCUCGCCGAAGCUGCACAGAGACAGGCGCACGGAAUGGAAAUGGACUAUGAAGAAGUGAUCCGUCUGCUGGAGACUGAGAUUACAGAGCUAAAGGCUCAGCUUGCUGAUUAUUCUGACCAAAAUAAAGAAAGUGUUCAGGAGCUAAGAAAGAGAAUCACAGUACUUGACUGCCAGUUGAGAAAAUCGGAAACGGCUCGGAAAACUUUUGAGGCAUCCACUGAAAAGCUUCUUCACUUUGUAGAGGCUAUUCAAGAAGUACUUUCUGAUAAUUCUUCUCCUCUGUCAAAUUUAAGUGAAAGAAGAGCUAUGUUAGCUUCCCAGAUGUCCCUCACACCGCUGGGAAGGAAUGCACGGAACAUCCCAGCAACACUGGCCCUUGAGUCUAAGGAACUUGUUAAAUCUGUCCGUGCCAUCCUCGACAUGGAUUGUCUACCUUACGGGUGGGAGGAAGCUUACACAGCAGAUGGAAUCAAGUACUUCAUCAAUCACGUCACACAGACCACUUCCUGGAUGCAUCCCGUGAUGAGCACGCUGAACCUGUCCUGCUCGGAGGAGCACGAGGAGGACUGCUCCGGAGAGCUUCCCGACCAGAAGAGCUGAUGGUUUUCCGUGGGGAGCAGGGGCUCCGUGGUCCCCUGGUGUCCCCGUCUGCGUGGAUGACCCUGGGACGCAGCAUCUAAGUAGGAAUAAAACACACACAACCAAACGAAGUUGCAAAAUGGAAACUCUGGACUUAGGCUGUUUUUGUAAAACGUGUUGAUAUAACUAUGCAUUUACAAAACUGACUUCCUACUAGUAUAGAAGUUCUUUAAGAAUAAUCUCAUCAUGUUUUUUGAAAUCAUAUGUAGAUUUUAUAAUAUGUAUAAUUUUUUCAUGUGUAAUUAGAUCUUUGUAAUUUUAUAUAUAAUUCUGUGUGGAAUAUCAGAUAUGAUGGUUUUUGUCAUUGAGACAUAAGGAAAAAUUAUGUGAACAUAGUGAAACAUUUCAUUUACUUGAUAAUUCGCUAACCUUUUAUAUGCGUAUCUUAGGAAAGUGAUUUAUAAAUGCAGGCUUUUUGGGGGUUGGUUCUUAAGGAUCACAUUUAGACAACUAUCUCACAGGCCACUGAACAUUGCUUACGUCUCGAUGGGGCUUUCUAAUUUACGAAAUGCUUUUCAGACCCUGUUUUAUUUAAACCAAAUGGCAUGCCUGUGAGGCAGGGCCAGUGGGUGUUUUCCAGUUAGGGAAAUAGCGGUUCAGAGGAAUGAAGCACCCUAUCCCGGAGCUGAAGCUGACACCCACGUCUUCCGACUGAUUCCGUGUCCUGGUCCAGUUCCCUUUGCCUGGCACCCUGCUGCCCCUGCAGAGGCAGGUCACCCGACACGCAGCGCCCUGUGGCUCUGUUGAUGCAGCUGAGCUCUGCAGCUGUGCGCUCAGGGGACCACAGAGACCCAGGGGACCCCCCCUUCAGUCAGACGUGGCCCCCACCUAACCCCACGAUUCUCCUCUAAACCCUUCCCCCUACUUCACUCCCAAACACUCACCAAGCAGGGGCACAGCUUUGUGAUAUCAUUUCAACAGGCUUCUUUCAGCAGCUUACGUUUUUCUAAAGCGAAGGGACUGCCUCCCAUCAGGAAUUUGUCCUUGCCAGAGGGAGCAUUUGAGGAGAGGAGAGGAGGGGCAUCUCUGCUAUCAAAAGACACAUCCUUGAACUCCUCUGCCGUGCAUUCAGGACUGACCUCCUCAUUGCUGAUGUCACCCUCCAGGCUGAUUAUGCUUUUGAUCUUAUUUUAUUGUAUCACAAGGAUGCUACAGGACAGUUUCUGGAAGGGAUGAGCCAUUAACCUGGAGUGCUAAAGAUAUUCUCCCAGUUUAAUGAUUUAAACCUGGGGCUGGGGAAUGAGGGGGGUGGAGUGGGGAGGAAGUCAUUUUAAAUGUCCUGAGCAUUAAGUAGAAGUGAAUAAUAAAAAGGAACUUAUUUAUAUCUAAUAUUAUAUUGUUAGGUAAUAUACUUAGGAAGAAAGUGAGCAAGAAUCAUUAAUAAAUCAGAAUGCUCUGUUGCCAAACCAUGCCUGAUAACACAGAGAAGCUACUAUCUGUCAUUCUGGCCUCUUCCAGUCUCUUGUCCCCUCUCCCCACCACCACAGCCACCACUCCUCCCCCUCCCCUCUCUCCUCCCCCUUUCCCUCCCCUCUCUCCUCCCCCUUCCCCCAUCUCCUUCUCUCUGGCUCUCUCCCUCCCCAUCUCUGAAAUACAGGUAGGAACUCAGAAGCCUUGAGGAUUGCCUGAUUCCAUGAUUUUCAAACAUCCUUUGGUGAAAAAGACUCAUUUUUCAAAUGAAUUCUUAGAGCAGAAUCUCAAAAUAUGCAGCCGACUUUCUUUUUAAUAUCACUGUUCUGCUUAAAGCAAGAUGGAGGCCUGGAGCCUAAUUAAAGCAGCCCCCAGCACUGCUGUGCAAACCUGGGGCUCCUUGGAGCAGAAUGUCAGAAUCGUCAGUUGUAACCAUUUUAUAGAUGCAUAAACUGAGAUCCUAAGAGUUCACAUAGUGAGUUAAUGACCAGGUCAAAAUUAGACCCAGAUUCUGAGUCUCCUAGUCUGCUAAAUUUCAUAUGGUAUAUUAUAUAGGUCUAUAGUGUAAGUGUAUGUAUACAUUGUACCACACAUUCCUGAAUACAUGCAAAAUUUGUAAUUUAUGUCUUGAAUAAUAACAUAAAGUCAAAUCCAGGCUGGUAGGAGGUCAUUAGCCCUGAGAACAGUCUCAGACUGUCUGGAGAAGACUUGUGUCUCACCUGACAGCUAUUUGGAUAUGAGGAAGCUUGAGGGAGACACGUUUUGAGAGAACGCCCUAGGGGAGCUCUUCCCUUGUGACCCCCGGAGGUGAGCCAGAUUCUCAAACACCUGAGGUUACUUUUACAAGUUAGUGUCUGUAAUUGUGAAAGUACAGACCUUUUUGUUGUUGCCAAAUCAAUGGUAUGAAAUGCCCCCUCCUCCGCUGGGAGUGUUUUUGGAUUUGUUUCCAGUGAGGAAAGCCCAGGAGAUGCUAGAGUCACUUGGCCUCAGGGACCUCAGGACGCACUUCGCGGCCAGACACCUCUUGUGUUAACUUUGCUCUUUUGUGCCCCUUUCCUCCCUGCUUCCCGAUGGAAGAGGCCUAUAAAAAUUGUAAUGGUAAUAUUUAUUGGGCAUUUUGUGCCAUCCAUUGUGAGGGGCAAUUUGCAUGUAUUAUCUCAUUAUCUUCUCAAAAACAACCCCACAAGGUAGAAACUAUGAUCAUCCCCAUUUUGUAAAGAAGUUUAGGAUUGGAGAGAGUUGCUAGCCUUUGCCUCAGGGUCGCACAGCACCUACAUGUGGAAGUUGGGGCUCAAGGCAGGUCUCAGAGCCCAUUUCUUCGAAACCGUUGUGCAGAGCUGCAUAGAACCAAGGUGUGUGACCCCGGCAGCAGAGCUGGAUCCUGGGGUCUCAAUUUUACAAAAAAGGCAGAUUCCAGCUCAGUGCAAUAAGGCAUCUUCCAGUCGCUGAACACAUCGGGAAAGAAUUCCUCAGGAAGCAGGGGAGGCACUGUCGCAGGAAGUGUUCAGGCAGCCUGAACUCAUGACAGGAAUGUCACUGCGGAGGUUCAGGGUCUGAACUGGCUGGACCAUAUGAGAACUGUCUGAAAUUUCUUCCUCUUUAUGCGUCCGAGACCCCUGAACCAACAGAUAAAUGCCCCAAGAGACACUCAAAGAAAAUAUGGUGGGAACUCAUUAAGAAUCCUUAUUAAUGCAAGUAGAACCCCCAAAUUAUUUCGGGGUGAGAUAGCAUUUAGAUAGCCUAUCUUUCUUGAAGUCAGCCCUUUGAUGUGGUCAUUGUAAACUCGCCUCCAUUGACCCACUGACUCUGAUUUUGGAGUUAGAAACUGUCAAUGUUCUUAGGUGCUUGCUUCCAUCUUGAUACACUUUACCAAAGUGACCGGGGGCAGCCUUCCUUACUUCUUUAUUCUCAGAAUAUUGACUGGGCACCAACUGUGUGCCAAGCAUGGCGCUAGGCCCGGUGGUGAAGCAGGGCAUUAGCUAACUAUUCCCUGGGGUCUGCUUACUGCUGGUUAGAAAGUUAAAAGCUUCCCAGACGGCCAGAAUUGAAUAGCUUCUCUUUAAUGUUUGAAUUUUAGAAAUAAUCCAUUUCCGUUAAAAAAACAAGUAGUACAGAACUGAACAUAAAGCUAAAACAUAGCCCAUCUCACUUUCCAGAGGUAGCCAUCACUAAUAUUUUGAUGAGUGUUUUUACUCAAAGGAAAUCACACUGUGAAUCAUCUUUCGUUUGACUUACUGUGGUCAUUUUUUUUUUCAUGGCAAUAGAUAAUAUUGUAUUUCAAAUGUCAGUAUAAAAUAUCCCUUCCAGAUAACUCAUAAUUCCUGUAGCCAGCAAGCUAUCAAUGAAGAGGCUGUUUUUAAGUUAUCUUCUGUUACUAACAAUGCCACAGUGAACAUUCUCAUAGUCAUUCAAUGCUUCUCCUCAUAUAUCAAUGCACUCUUGUGUCAGUAGGUCUGUAAUGGAAAUCUAGUCCUAAAAGUAAAUCAUGACAUCAAAGGUACGUUCUUUUUAAUUUUGGUAGAUGUUCAUAAAUCCUCCUCCAUAAAAACAGGACUGAUUUACACUACCACCAGUAGUGUAAGAGAGCUUUUUUCCCCUAUGUAUUAUAGGACUUGUUUUAGUCCAAAGAUUUCCAAUAACUUUUCUGAUUUUUUUUGUCCUUAGAAGAAUAAUUCUUUCCAACCCUGUAUCCGUUCAUCAUUAGUUAUUAGUUGUCCUUAGCAGGCACUAGUUCACGGUAUGUCAAACACAUCAGGACCAUCAUCUUUUUAUUUGAAAGUAUUGGCCUUUCCUACUCUGUAUAUAAUGGUGGUGAGGACUGACUUAAAUGAGCUCCCUUGGGUGAGAGGCCUUGGUGAAGUGCAAAGCACAAUACCAAAGCACUCUGAGCCUUGGCUUUCCCAUCUGAACGGGGAGGAUAGUAACCCCCUGACUCUUCCCAGAUCAGUUCAGCUCAGCAGCCAUGCCGGAGCACCUGCCCAAUGCCAGACAACACGCAGGGUCUGGAAGACACCCCUCCGAAUAGCUCUGAGUCCCAAAUAGGAAGCUCUCAAUCUAAAAGCUUUUUUCCUGUCUUUUCUUUUUUCUCAAAAACCUUUUAUUUUUUCCUUAAAGGAGUAAGAAGCAAGGAGUUUGUUGAAUAAAAAAAAAACCCUAAAGAGAAGCCCUUUCUCACUCUCUUAAAUUUGAAUAAUUCCAAAAUAAUAAUAGCACCCCUUGACUAGAAAUGAAAGGAGAGGCACAUACUGUGUGAAGGGCCUCUCCAAUAAUAAAUGCUAAGCAGCUGGAAAAAUACAGAGUCAAGUGAUACUUUCACAAAGCGUUUGCAAAAUUAGAAAAUAUUGUCCUUUUUCGAGGGGGAAAUGGACAUUUUUAUUUUCUCUGUUAAGUAAAACGCAGCUAUUUCAAAGGUCAACAAACUUGAAUUUUGCAAUAUACCGAACAAAAAGAACUAAGCUAACAUUAAAACCACUUGCAUACUCUGUCGCAUAGAAAUUUUGAGAGGAUGAGAAGAACUUGAAAUAGAAUACGCCUGUGGAACUUCACUUUGGAAAUAAAAAACCCAAGAUGUUUUAACCAAAGCUCACAUGAAAUAUCAUUGUGCCUGCGUGACGAUUAUGUAAACAUUAAAUGCAAUUUUGUACGUA